UCAACACAUGAUAGAUAACAUACAAUAGAUUGCAGCAGCAUGACAAUGCCCAAAUUCAUCACUCUCUCUGCGAUCGUUCCACCAUGGCCAUGGAUUGCUGUGCGCCAAUUCGACCUCUCUUCACCCAUAAGCUUUCUCUUUCAAAAACAUGUAAACCCCAAGUGAUUGGUUCAAGCGUUGUCUUCUCCUCUACUCGCACUACCCCACUGCUAGUUUCAUCAUUCAGUGGCAAAUUAGAGCCUCUGUUCCAUAAACCAAUCUCUUCCUCCGGUUGCAAACUUCGGCUCAUCGCCAAGGUUGGUGAUCGGGCUGAUUAUUCGACUGGGAAGGAAGAAACCAAUUCGCUUGAUUCUGAAGUAGACAGUGAAGAAGAGUUUUCUUGGUCUUCUGUCAUUUUGCCGUUUGUGUUCCCUGCCAUAGGAGGCUUGUUGUUUGGAUAUGACAUUGGUGCCACCUCUGGAGCUACCCUUUCAUUGCAGUCUCCUGAGCUUAGUGGCACCAGUUGGUUUAACAUCUCUGCCGUUCAACUUGGUCUGGUGGUUAGUGGCUCUUUGUAUGGAGCUCUUCUUGGUUCCCUCCUUGUGUACCCGAUUGCAGAUUUUCUCGGACGGAGGAGGGAGCUAAUUAUAGCAGCUGUACUAUAUGCACUUGGUAGCCUGACCACUGCUUAUUGCCCUGAUCUGGGCAUUCUUCUGGCGGGAAGGCUUCUCUAUGGCCUUGGCAUUGGUCUGGCCAUGCAUGGGGCUCCUCUUUAUAUAGCUGAAACAUGUCCAUCUCGGAUUCGUGGAACCUUAAUAUCUUUAAAGGAGCUGUUUAUAGUACUAGGAAUCUUGUUGGGGUAUUUAGUUGGAAGCCUUCAGAUUAAUACAAUCGGAGGAUGGCGAUACAUGUAUGGAUUUAGUGCACCGGUUGCUUUAUUGAUGGGAUUAGGAAUGUCGAUUCUCCCUCCAUCGCCUCGUUGGUUACUUCUCAGGGCCGUUCAAGGUAAAGCGCCUUCAGAGGAUUCUAAAGAACAAGCUAUUGUAGCCUUGAGUAAACUCAGAGGACGACCUCCUGGUGAUAAACUAUCUGAGAAACAAAUAGAAGAAACAUUUCUCUCCUUGAAAUCUGCCUAUUCAGAGCAGGAAUCUGAAGGGAGUAUUUGGGAGGUCUUUCAAGGCCCGAGUUUGAAAGCCUUCAUAAUCGGUGGCGGUUUGGUUCUCUUUCAGCAGAUAACUGGACAGCCGAGCGUUCUAUAUUACGCCGGUCCCAUUCUUCAGAAUGCAGGAUUUGCUGCUGCCUCUGAUGCUACUAGAGUCUCAGUUGUUAUUGGGGUAUUUAAGUUGCUUAUGACAUGGGUAGCUGUUCUAAAAGUUGAUGAUCUUGGAAGAAGGCCCUUGCUCAUUGGAGGUGUUAGUGGCAUUGCGGUUUCCUUGCUUCUUCUUUCAGCCUACUACAAAUUUCUUGAUGGGUUCCCCAUUGUUGCUGUUGGUGCCCUGCUUUUGUAUGUUGGUUGUUACCAGAUAUCCUUUGGACCAAUUAGUUGGCUUAUGGUGUCCGAAAUAUUUCCACUUCGAACUAGAGGGAAAGGAAUCAGUCUUGCAGUUCUUACGAAUUUUGGUUCGAAUGCCAUCGUCACAUUUGCAUUUUCACCCCUGAAGGAAUUGCUUGGAGCGGAUAACCUUUUCCUUCUUUUCGGUGCUAUUGCAUUGCUUUCACUUCUUUUUGUAACUCUUCAAGUUCCCGAGACCAAAGGUCUAAGUUUGGAAGAAAUCGAAUCCAAAAUCUUGAAGUGAUAAACACAACUACUGCAGCAUAUUUCUCACUUGGAGAUGCUGACACGACGGGUCGGUGCUGCCAUUGAAGAGAGUUUGUCGAUCUAUUCAAUAUGCAAAUAAAUAAUGUGGCUUAGGAACAACUAUGUCGAAUCGAAUAGUUGAUACUCAUGGUUUUCUUCCUUCUUGAAAUGUGCAAAUCUAAAUGUUCUUAUCAGUAUGAUUGAUAUCUACAGCUUUGUUUUGUG
Messenger RNA from Cucurbita maxima (winter squash), 2002 nucleotides. Its product is annotated as D-xylose-proton symporter-like 3, chloroplastic. Gene Ontology annotation, cellular component: membrane. The transcript is spliced from 15 exons. The record is from RefSeq and is a predicted model, not a curated record. The coding region runs from base 84 to 1775 and encodes 563 amino acids. Gene Ontology annotation, molecular function: transmembrane transporter activity. NCBI's taxonomy places the organism in Eukaryota, Viridiplantae, Streptophyta, Magnoliopsida, Cucurbitales, Cucurbitaceae. Gene Ontology annotation, biological process: transmembrane transport.